CGGAGGAGGCGCCCGCGGCUGCAGAGCUGCAGAGCGGGGUCUCCCGGCCCUCGGCGUCCCAGCCCUUUGCACAUAGCUGGGCCAGACAACAGCUCAUUCUCUCGGCGCGGCCGUCAGGGCCCCAGCGGUCGGCAAGCUGGCUCCCCGAGUAGCCACCGGGACCCCCGAGCCCAAUGGCGGGGGCGGCAACAAAAUCGACAGCACCGUGGAGAUCGCCCCCGGCGCCAAUGGACAGGUCGGGAGCCUCGGAGAUGCGGUCCCCCCCGAGCAGCUGCAGGGUGAGCGGGAGCGCCGGCGGGAGGGGGAGGGCGACGCGCUGGGCAGCAGCCUGUCGCUGGCCGCGCCCCCGGGCCCCCUCAGCUUCGAGGCUCUACUCGCCCAGGUGGGGGCCCUGGGUGGCGGCCAGCAGCUGCAGCUCGGCCUGUGCUGCCUGCCCGUGCUCUUCGUGGCGCUGGGCAUGGCCUCAGACCCCAUCUUCACGCUGGCGCCCCCGCUGCACUGCCACUACGGCGCCUUGCCCCCCAACGCUUCGGGCUGGGAGCAGCCCCCCAACUCCAGCGGCGUCAGCGUCGCCGGCGCAGCCCUAGCAGCCAGCGCCGCCAGCAGAGUCGUCACCAGUACGGACCCCUCGUGCAGUGGCUUCGCCCCACCGGAUUUCAACCACUGCCUGAAGGACUGGGACUACAACGGACUGCCCGUGCUCACCACCAAUGCCAUCGGCCAGUGGGAUCUGGUGUGUGACCUGGGCUGGCAGGUGAUCCUGGAGCAGAUCCUCUUCAUCUUGGGCUUUGCCUCCGGCUACCUGUUCCUCGGUUACCCCGCGGACAGGUUUGGCCGUCGUGGGAUUGUACUGCUGACCUUGGGGCUCGUGGGCCCCUGUGGAGUGGGAGGAGCUGCUGCGGGCUCCUCCACGGGCAUAAUGACUCUUCGAUUCCUCCUGGGCUUCCUGCUGGCUGGCGUUGACCUUGGUGUCUACCUGAUGCGCCUGGAGCUGUGCGACCCAACCCAGAGGCUUCGGGUGGCCCUGGCAGGGGAGUUGGUAGGGGUGGGAGGGCACUUCCUGUUCCUGGGCCUGGCCCUUGUCUCUAAGGACUGGCGGUUCCUGCAGCGAAUGAUCACCGCUCCUUGCAUCCUCUUCCUGUUUUAUGGCUGGCCCGGUCUGUUUCUGGAGUCCGCACGGUGGCUGAUAGUGAAACGGCAGAUUGAGGAAGCCCAGUCUGUGCUGAGGAUCCUGGCUGAGCGAAACCGGCCCCAUGGCCAGAUGCUGGGAGAAGAGGCCCAGGAAGCCCUGCAGGAGCUGGAGAAUACCUGUCCUCUCCCCACAACGUCCACCUUUUCCUUCGCCUCCCUCCUCAACUACCGAAACAUCUGGAAAAAUCUGCUUAUCCUGGGCUUCACCAACUUUAUCGCCCAUGCCAUUCGCCACUGCUACCAGCCUGUGGGAGGAGGAGGGAGCCCAUCAGACUUCUACUUGUGCUCUCUUCUGGCCAGCGGCACAGCAGCCCUGGCCUGCGUCUUCCUGGGGGUGACCGUGGACCGUUUCGGCCGUCGGGGCAUCCUGCUUCUCUCAAUGACUCUCACGGGGAUUGCAUCCCUGGUCUUGCUGGGCCUGUGGGAUUAUCUGAACGAUGCUGCCAUCACAACCUUCUCGGUCCUCGGACUCUUCUCCUCCCAAGCUUCUGCUAUCCUCAGUACCCUCCUUGCUGCUGAAGUCAUCCCCACCACUGUCCGGGGCCGUGGCCUGGGCCUUAUCAUGGCACUUGGGGCGCUUGGAGGGCUGAGCUGUCCAGCUCAGCGCCUCCACAUGGGCCAUGGAGCUUUCCUGCAGCAUGUGGUACUGGCGGCCUGUGCCCUCCUCUGCAUCCUUAGCAUCAUGCUGCUGCCAGAGACCAAGCGCAAGCUUCUGCCAGAGGUACUCCGGGAUGGGGAACUGUGCCGUCGGCCUUCCCUGCUGAGGCAGCCACCUCCUAACCGCUGUGACCAUGUCCCCCUGCUAGCCACUCCUAAUCCUGCCCUCUAAGCAGCCUCUGAGCCUGGUGGGAGGCUGGCCAUUUAGAAAGGUGACGGAGGGCUGGCUAGCAAGAUAGACGGAGAGGCAAGGCCACCCUGUACAUACAAAAGGCUCCAAGGCGCCUCACGCCAUCUAGGAGAGCUCAGAGUGCCAUUCCCAACCCCCUCUCCUCCCCGCUGCUUUCUGUUCACUUCAUCAGCAAGAGUCAGGACGGGGAUAGCAUCUCGCUAUAACCGUUAGGUCUGGGAUCCAUCCUAUGCCCAAAGACAUUUUCCCAGACCUUGCUCUUUCUCGCUCUUCAUUCUGUUUCAAUAAAAGACAUUUUGAAUAAA
Rattus norvegicus (Norway rat) is the source of this 2343-nucleotide messenger RNA. RefSeq names its product solute carrier family 22, member 17 (gene Slc22a17). The record is from RefSeq and is marked validated. Gene Ontology annotation, cellular component: plasma membrane; vacuolar membrane; membrane. Gene Ontology annotation, biological process: transmembrane transport. Gene Ontology annotation, molecular function: transmembrane transporter activity. Lineage: Eukaryota; Metazoa; Chordata; Mammalia; Rodentia; Muridae.